Messenger RNA from Monopterus albus (swamp eel), 1722 nucleotides. It is a transcript of the gene tom1, whose product is annotated as target of myb1 membrane trafficking protein. Gene Ontology annotation, molecular function: phosphatidylinositol binding; ubiquitin binding; clathrin binding. The coding region runs from base 31 to 1479 and encodes 482 amino acids. Gene Ontology annotation, biological process: signal transduction. Gene Ontology annotation, cellular component: endosome; membrane. The record is from RefSeq and is a predicted model, not a curated record. The transcript has 16 exons. NCBI's taxonomy places the organism in Eukaryota, Metazoa, Chordata, Actinopteri, Synbranchiformes, Synbranchidae.
GUGCUCUGCUGGCUCCUCUCCGCCAUCAACAUGGAGUUUUUAAUGGGGAACCCGUUCAGCACGCCGGUGGGACAGCGGAUCGAGCGUGCGACCAGCUCCAGUCUGCCAUCAGAGGACUGGGCCCUCAACAUGGAAGUCUGCGACAUGAUCAACAGCUCAGAGGAAGGACCCAAAGAUGCAGUCAGAGCCAUCAGGAAGAGGAUUGCGGGGAACAAGAACUUCAAGGAGGUUAUGCUGGCACUGACUGUCCUGGAGACGUGCGUGAAGAACUGUGGCUACAGGUUUCACAUCGUGGUGACAACACGGGAAUUUAUAGAAGGGGUUCUAGUGCAGUCCAUCAUCCCGAGGAACAACCCCCCAAUGGUCCUGCAUGACAGGGUGCUCAGCAUCAUACAGGCGUGGGCCGAUGCAUUCCGCAGCUCGCCCGACCUGACGGGGGUUGUGGCGGUGUAUGAGGACCUGCGAAGGAAAGGACUGGAGUUCCCCAUGACAGAACUGCACGGUUACUCACCUGUGCAAGCCCCAAAAAAGACUGUGCCAGGGAAUGGCCCUGCUGUCACCACUCUACCUGCUGUACGCCUUCCUUCCAAACCUCCUCUCAUCUCACCCCAGACCUCUGAGCUAAAACUGGCCCUAGAGGGAACCGGUGCCUUGACUCCCAGCCAGGUGAAAAUGCUGAAGACAGAGCUGGGCGUGGUGCGAAGCAACCUGACCGUGAUGUCAGACAUGAUGACUCAGCUGGAUCCUGCCACGGUAAAACAAGCAGACUUGGAGCUGUUGGAGCAGUUAUACACAGUUUGUAAGGAAAUGCAGGGCAGGAUAGUGAGGAUCGUCCCCAGACUCAGUGAGGAGAAGCUGAUCGAGGAACUACUGGCCGCAAACGAUGAGAUGAACACCACCUUCACUCGCUACCACAGGUUUGAGAGACAAGUAACCAGUGGUCCCAAUGCAGCACAGAAGAGCCACAGAUACGUCAACCUACCAGACCUCGAUCUCACAGCUGAGUCUCUCGGCCCAUCAGCUGCCAGUGACGGCUCACUCAGCCAAUCAAAAGCUGACGCUUUGUCCAGUCAGUUGGCAAAACUCAGUACAAGUGAACCAGAUGACGCUUUAUCACAGAAAAUAAACAUCUCAUCUCAACAAAGGCCAAGCGGGCACAGUGACGUGGACGUCCUGGCUGGAGCGCGGGACAGCAGACCCAACAGCACUGGAACGGACGCCAGUGCUGCCUCCACCCGCAGCUCCUCACCACAGUUAGACUGGAUGAUUAAAAGGGGAAUGAUUCCUGUCACCCAGUCGAACGUGAUGGAUGAUAUUGAGAAGUGGCUGGCGCUGGAUGAUGACUAUGACGACUUCGAGGACUCGGAGGGUGUGACCAGCAAAGAGUUUGACAGGUUCUUGGCAGAAAGAGCGAAAGCAGCUGAGCGGCUGCCAUCACUGAGCGCUUCCUCGCAGGACGCCAACCACUCCGCAUCUUAAAGCUAUGCUAAACCAACCGAGCUAACAUGAAGCUCUGGAGAUUUCUGUUUGAUGACUGGCUGAGCGGCACGUCUGACAGGGAACUACAGCCCAUACUUGAGGAAGGACGUCAUGCCUGUGCUGCUGUGUACUGCGAGGCAAAUUUGUUUAUCUGAUGUUGUUUGAUGAAGGUCAGAAGUUUUUACAGGACAUUGUUUUAUGAGGGUUUGUCUGUGUGUUGCAAACAUUUGCACAUUUUCUAUU